Messenger RNA from Arabis nemorensis, 519 nucleotides. Lineage: Eukaryota; Viridiplantae; Streptophyta; Magnoliopsida; Brassicales; Brassicaceae. The record is from the annotation of a GenBank genome assembly.
AUGGGCGAUUUCUCGAUUAAGAUCAGUUCGAAGCUGAUCAAUCAGUUAGCUGAAGGCAACGAUCAACCUAAGAGGAAGGUGAAGAAAACCAAACCCAAUGUCUCACCACAGAGCAAGGCAGAACAAGCGAAAACACAUCACGAUGCAGAGAAACUGAAACCAAUGGCAGAAUUACCGAUGCAGCCACCGUUUUUCUUCCCGAUACCGCAGCAAACAGCAGCAAGCACAGAGUUGGAAGCAAUAAAAUCCGUUUUGAAAGAGAGUGAGAAAGUUCUUGAGAAGGUAGAGAAACAAGAAAAGGACAUUGUUCAUGAAGUGACAGAGAGAGCCAAGGAACUGAGGGAGAAAGAGUUCAAGAUCCCAGAACCGAAACCAAUGCCUUGUUCUUCAGAUCACGAUGCGUGGAUGCAAUGCUACAAAGAGAACAUCGGCGACCCUCUGAAAUGUAACGGUUUGGUUAAGAGUUUCCAGGAUUGCGCACUCCGAUCCAGGCAGCAAGUGAAAUCUGAGGAAAAGUAG